GAAAUCAAUUGGUAGCAUCGCUUUCGAACAGAUUUGAUUGUGUAUGACAGACGCUUCUGUUGUUUGUUGUGCCGAAUGUGCUUGCGACUCAGCGAUACAUAAACUACAAUGCACAUAGUUGAGCUGUCAAUAGUUCCGUUAAGAACAUACAGAGAAAAUAAAGAAAUUUUUGAGAAUAAUAACCGUUUUUAGUCGGAUAAUCAAUUGAAUCGGAUCAAAUUUUACAAAAAACACCAUGAGACAUGUACAUGACAUUGAAAAUUGUCAGCCAACCAACACGAGUCAAACCGAUGUCGAUGAAGAAGACGAUGUUAUUUUGAUUCCAGGCCCGAAACCACCCUUCAUCAACCUUGUAUCGGAUGACGAGAGCGAAGAAACCACAUCAACCAAUAGUCAAGAGUGUGAAUCAACGGAAUCGACCACUGACAGUGAUGAUAGCGAUGACACCAAAAAUAGCGACCAAAAAAUAAUUCGAUGUGACAGCUCAUCCAGUUCAACUGAUUCGACAGACGAUUUUAUUGAAAUAACUCAUUCACGAAAUUUCGGUUUCGAAACAUUUGGAAUACUUUCCGAUGAUGAAAGUCACACUGUCACUGAAAAUGCUCCAGAGAGUGUUGUUAUUUCGAGUGACGAUGAUGAUGCAAUUUCUCCACCGUCCGAGCACAAAGACAAAUUAAAUGCCACCGUCGAAAAACCUUAUGAGGUUGAUGAUGGCAACAGUUGUAUGACUGAUUCGGUCUAUGCAAAAGAGGUUACGAGUAGAUUUAAGAUGGUGUCUGAAUUGGAUAGCAGUAGCGAAGAAGACGUUCCGAUACCGAAACGACAGCAAAAACGAAAGAAAAUCCUUGAAUCGGAUACCGUUGAGGAUGAGCUAAAAGAAUUAUCUGAACAAAACAAUCAUGUUACAACGUCAAGUUUUUUGCCUGAUUUCAUGCCAUUGUGUCCAGACAAGCCCGGAAAAUAUACACCAGCACGUUCAGCGUCGCACGUUUCGGCCGAUUCGACAACGAUCACCAAUGAAAUGGGCGACAAAACGAUUAAUCUCACACUACAGCAGUACAAGCAAUUGAUUUCCGACAAAGGCGUGCAUUUUUUGCGUAACAUUCAGCUGCAAUACAAUGUGUCGGUGCGUUUGGAAUGGGGUCAACUCGGAAUGGUAUUGAUUGUGCAUGGCACUGCAAGUAAUCAACAAGAUGUUCACAAUGCUCUGAACGAUUUCUUCGAAUCAACCGAAAAUCCACACCAUACUGCACUUGACGCACAAAUGCCAAAGAAUCGCGAUGCACUGAUCGAGUAUGUGCGCUCCAAAGUUGCCAUUUUGGAUUCGGCUAUGUGCAAUGUUGAACCUAUGGCUGAUAUGAUUCAAGGUUUAUUCGAUCGCAUUCGUCGAAAUGAAGGAAAGAAAUCAAAAGUUAGGGAAAGUAUACGUUUGCGUCAGCAUCUGAAUAUGGUAUUGUUUGGUCGCUAUGGACUUGAUCAGGGAAUGUAUCAUUUGAAUGCAUUCCAAGGAUGUUUGCGCGGCAUUACUUACGGAUACAAUCAAAAUGUGCCAUUUGAUGUACGUUUAAGACUCAGUGAACACAUGAACUACAUCUUCUCGGGUGACGAUCACAAAAACUACGAAGCUAUGAUCGACCAAAUGAAAAGACACCAUUCUUUGCCACCGUUGAUUUUGGAUCGAAAAUUGAUGGGCCUUGAGUUGAAUACAUGCCCCAGUUACUUUGAUAACACACCACAAAGAGGCAAUUUUUUCAAUUAUCCACCACCAUCGUUCCCGAACCACACUUUGAACAUAACGAAUGCAUAUCAUCGAAACAACCAAUUGAAUACACCACCGUCGCUGAUCUAAUUAGAACCUACUUCACUGUUUGACAUUCAGACUGAACCACCAUUCGAAUAUUUCCCGUUUUAAUAUGAAUCGAUGUACCGUUGAAAUCGCUUUUCAUCAAACCAAAAUUGAGUUUUGGACAGAGAUGGAAGCUUAAGCUAUUAGCUUAAGCUAUGCAAUGUAUCCAAUAUAACGUAGCUAUAAGGUUUGAUACUCGAAAACAAAACGAUCGUAAUGCCAAUAGAUUGGCAAAUUAAGCUCGAUUUAAAAUUUUAGAAAAAACAUUUUUGGAAAGAAUCGUUCAAAAAUAAUGGUUUUUAUCAAAUUUUAUUGACCGAACUUGAUCGAACUUUAAUUAAUACAAAAAAAUAUGUAAAUUUGGCUGUGGAUGCGAAGAAAAAUAGAUAUUUUAACAUUUUUUAAAGACAUGCAAAGAGUCAUAAGACAAUGUAUCCUUUUUAUAAAAAUUUAUAAGAAAAUAUAUUGAUUGCGUAGUAUUUUUAA
Sitodiplosis mosellana (orange wheat blossom midge) is the source of this 2332-nucleotide messenger RNA. RefSeq lists its product as uncharacterized. The coding region runs from base 236 to 1849 and encodes 537 amino acids. NCBI's taxonomy places the organism in Eukaryota, Metazoa, Arthropoda, Insecta, Diptera, Cecidomyiidae. The transcript is spliced from 2 exons. The record is from RefSeq and is a predicted model, not a curated record.